Messenger RNA from Nicotiana tabacum (common tobacco), 2901 nucleotides. The record is from RefSeq and is a predicted model, not a curated record. NCBI's taxonomy places the organism in Eukaryota, Viridiplantae, Streptophyta, Magnoliopsida, Solanales, Solanaceae.
AUGGCAGUGUCAAAAAGAGUUGAAACCAAAGAUCUCCUUUUGUUGCUUUAUGUGUACCAUGUAUAUGCUGUCGUGGUACAAUUUCGUCUAUCUAUUAGACCAGAUCGGGAGCUUAGGCACCGGGCAGCACCUAUUUUUGUUUGCCUUCAACUUCUCAGGUCCGCAUAUUGUGAUGCUCCUCAGUUGCCACCUGAGAACUUAAGAGAACUCUUGCCACGUUUGAUUCCAGUUUUGCUGUCUAACAUGGUAUAUGCUGAUGAUGACGAGUCGCUUUUGGAGGCAGAGGAGGAUGGAUCUCUCCCAGACCAUGAUCAGGAUCUCAAGCCUCGAUUUCAUUCUUCACGUUUUCAUGGUUCAGAGGAUGGUGAAGAUGAUGACGAGGACAUUGUAAACUUGUGGAACUUACGGAAGUGCAGUGCAGCUGCUCUAGAUAUUCUUUCAAAUGUAUUCGGGGAUGACAUUCUGCCGACAUUGAUGCCUGUGGUUCAGGCUAAAUUGUCUGCUACAGGAGAUGAAGCUUGGAAGGAAAGGGAAGCAGCAGUAUUAGCUCUUGGUGCCAUAGGUGAAGGCUGCAUAAAUGGACUCUUUCCUCAUUUGUCAGAGAUUAUUACGUUUCUCAUCCCGCUUUUAGACGACAAGUUUCCUUUAAUACGAAGCAUCUCUUGUUGGACUCUAUCACGCUUCAGCAAAUAUAUUGUUCAGGUGACAGAUCAUCAAGAAGGACGUGAACAAUUCAACAAUAUUCUAAUGGGUAUUCUGCGAAGAGUAUUGGAUGAUAAUAAACGAGUGCAAGAGGCUGCUUGUUCAGCUUUUGCUACCCUUGAAGAGGAGGCUGCGGAAGAGUUGGCACCAUGCUUGGAUAUCAUUUUGCAGCACCUGAUGUGUGCAUUUAAAAAAUACCAGAGACGGAACCUUAGAAUUGUUUAUGAUGCCAUUGGAACAUUGGCGGAUGCUGUUGGAGAGGAACUAAAUCAGCCCAGGUACCUUGAGAUUUUAAUGCCCCCAUUAAUUGAAAAGUGGCAGCAACUUCCAAAUUCAGACAAAGAUCUCUUUCCACUGCUGGAGUGUUUUACCUCGAUAGCUCAGGCUUUGGGUACUGGAUUUGCACCAUUUGCUCAGCCCGUAUUUCUGAGGUGCAUAACCAUCAUUCAGUCACAACAAUUGGCAAAGGUUGAUCCUGUUUCAGCUGGUUUUCAAUAUGAUAAAGAAUUCAUUGUUUGUUCUUUGGACCUGCUCUCUGGACUUGCUGAAGGUCUUGGUAGUAGUAUAGAAAGCCUGGUUUCACAAAGUAAUUUAAGGGAUUUGCUUCUGCAAUGUUGCUUUAAUGAUGCUCCAGAUGUUCGGCAGAGUGCCUUUGCAUUGCUUGGUGACCUUGCAAAGGUUUGUCCUGUUCAUUUACAUCCUCGUUUGGCCGAAUUUCUUGAUGCUGCUGCUAAGCAACUGAACACUUCCAAGCCAGUUGAGAAGGAAACAAUUUCUGUGGUCAACAAUGCAUGCUGGGCAAUUGGAGAGUUAGCUAUCAAGGUUCCCAAGGAGAUAUCUCCAAUAGUCUUGACUGUAGUAUCAUGCUUAGUGCCAAUUCUUCAACAUGCUGAGGGGCUCAACAAGUCACUGAUAGAAAACAGUGCUAUCACCCUUGGAAGACUUGCAUGGGUUUGUCCAGAGCUUGUAUCACCCCAUAUGGAACAUUUCAUGCAAGCUUGGUGUAUUGCUCUGUCAAUGAUACGUGAUGAUAUUGAAAAGGAGGAGGCUUUUCGCGGUUUAUGUGCAGUGGUUAAGGCCAAUCCAUCUGGUGCUUUGAAUUCACUUGUCUUCAUGUGCAAAGCCAUUGCAAGUUGGCAUGUAAGUACUCCGUUUUCAUUGCUGUAUUCCGACAGUGGAAAGAAAUUUGUNUCGUUUGCGUGCAGUGGAAAGAUUGCUUCCAUACAAAGAUAUCUAAUGCAUUAUUCUGGGAUUGGUCAGAUGCUCAAGAAUGGUGCUUGGGAACAGUGCAUGUCUGCCUUGGAGCCCUCUGUGAAGGGCAAGCUGUUAAAGUAUCAAGUAUAAAAAGUAUAAUGUGUUCAAUGCUAGAGCUCAUCGCUCCUCUGUUGCUUCAGAGCCAUGCAUCUCUCCGAUUUAUAUUGGUGCCAGUUUACCAAUGUCUGAUUGUUGUUGAACAAUGCAUGUUGGAGCAAGCACAAGUUUGCAGUUGAAUUUUCAUCCUGGAGAAACAUGCUCUUUGAAGGUUGAAGCUUGCUAUACUUCUCCAAAUUUCCGGUGAGCUGGUUUGUCUGCAUAGCCGUUGUUUGGAGGAGCAGAGAAGCAAAGGUUUGAGACAUCUACUGCACAGGUUGCUUUAUGACAUCCAUAUUUUAGUUUUUCUGUCUGGGUCCUGAAAAGGCAUGAUGGCAUUUGUCUUGGGUAGUUAGGUUUCACCAUUUGCUUCUUGGGUCGAGAAGUAAUUUUUCCUCAUUUUAAAGUUUUCUUGGUAAGGUUCCAUUGGGUUGGAUUAAUUCAGCACCCACGACAGCUAGGUGUCUCAUAAUUUAAUGAUCUACCUUUUCUUUUAGGAGGUUACGAAUUGAUGGUCUGUUAGGAGGGAAUGAGAUAUUGUUUAGUAAGAUGGGUGAUGAGAGAGAGCAGUAAUAGUAAUUGCACCUUAGUAGUUCAUUGGAUGGAGGGGUUCGAAUUGUGUCUAUUCAAAAAGGUAAAAUGUGCAUCUUUUUAUCCUGCCAUAAUUUGUCACCGUUUAUAGUAAUUGAAAUUUUGACAGUCAGAGUUGUGACGUGAUGCCUAAAGUGUAUGUUGUAUGGAGAAUGCUGUAUCAUAAUUCUGAGUGUAAAUUUCCAUUUGUACUUUUGUCCAGCAGUAGUUUCUGCACCUAUUAUAUAUAAUUCUUAAAAAAAAAGGAGGAGAAAUUCA